Messenger RNA from Glycine soja, 779 nucleotides. RefSeq lists its product as uncharacterized. Lineage: Eukaryota; Viridiplantae; Streptophyta; Magnoliopsida; Fabales; Fabaceae. The record is from RefSeq and is a predicted model, not a curated record. Bases 207 to 530 code for a protein of 107 amino acids. The transcript has 2 exons.
UUGGUGGUCCGUCGACCCGAACCGAGUAACUUAUCUUUUUUUUUCUUCUUGCAGCUAGAAAUGGCAUCGUUUCAAUUUCAAGCCAUUUCAGAAAGUAGAAACCCGCUCGAUCUCGAGUCUUAGCCUCUCCUUCCUUCCUCUCGCAGCAUCGCUGUCCAAGUCCAACGAGUCUGCGCCACCACUCACCACCGCUACGUCAUCAUGCCAUGCCGUCGAGGCCGCUCUCCAACUCCAAAAAGUCAGCGAGUCUUCCUUGUUGUUCUUGUUGUGCCGUUGUACCACACGCCCACACCAAUGUCGGGUUGUCCUUGCAUGACAUUGUUGAGGUCACCCUUGCCCUCACCUUCACCCGCAUUGAAUGUCACCAAUCACCCUCAUCCUCUACCUCUCCAUUCUCGAACAAGGAUGCAUCUGGUUCAGUGAAGCUGUGGGAGAUUACCAAAGGUGUUGUUAUUGAAGAUUACCAAAGUUGUGGGAGACAACUGGUUGCAUUUUCAUGUUGUAAUUUGAAUGACAAUCUUGUUUUCUAGUGAAGUAGAUUGUCUGUCUGCAAUGGAUGUUGUUUACAAAUUUAAACUAUAGAUCAUUUGUGUGUUCAUAAUAACUCAUGCUUUACUUGUCGACUAUCUAGGUUUCAUUUGAGGAGAAAAAGGAAGAGCUAUUUGAGAUAUGGUAUGAUUACUGAUUUACAUCAGUUUCAUUUUAAGAUAUAUUUUUUUUCUGGCAAGGAAACAUGACUAUUUCUAGUAAUUUAUUUAGCUAUUUAUUUAUGUGUGUAA